This is a messenger RNA of Drosophila novamexicana, 4985 nucleotides long. It is a transcript of the gene SoYb, whose product is annotated as putative ATP-dependent RNA helicase SoYb. Gene Ontology annotation, molecular function: nucleic acid binding; ATP binding. Lineage: Eukaryota; Metazoa; Arthropoda; Insecta; Diptera; Drosophilidae. The record is from RefSeq and is a predicted model, not a curated record. Bases 108 to 4832 code for a protein of 1574 amino acids. Gene Ontology annotation, biological process: germ-line stem cell division; transposable element silencing. The transcript has 3 exons.
GCAGCCAAACGCAGUGUAUCCUGACAACUGUGGACGCGUUUUCUUUUAAUCAUUUCAACUGUAUUGUUUUUUCUACUCGUUGCGGAUUCUCCUCAAACUAACUCAAAAUGUCUGCCGGCGACAUGGGCCAAGCCAAGCGAUUCCAGCAGAAGGAACCGGAACAGAUGCAAAAGCUGGACAUUGAUGCAGUGGAGUUCAUUGUGAUUACGCACUAUGUGAGUCCGCAGCUGUUCUGCUACAUAACGCUUCCUCAACUGGAAGCGUGCGGCGCCUAUGUUAACCAGGUGGAGACGCAUCUGUCGGCGCAUUGUCACGCGCACAACCAGCGGGAGAACUAUGAGUCCAAUGAGCAUGUCAUCGUGCGGUAUCAACCGCUGAAUAUGCACAAAUGGUUGCGGGGCCUCGUUAUGGUUCGCCAGCACGGCGAGUAUCUCGUCUGGGCGAUGGACUAUGGCUUCACCAUCAACUGCAGGGCCAAGGAUUUGUGGUUGUUGCCUGCGUUCCUGAGCGAAAAGUACAUCCAGAUCGAGUGGGGCGGCGUGGCCUGUGUGGCGCCCCGCACGGGCACCCAAUGGUCAAAAAUGGCAUUGCGGCUGCUCGACAAGCGGAUGGAAGAGGCCCAACGAUUGAUGUUCAAGGUCGAGUACCGAAACGAAGAGCGACACAACUUUGGUCAGUUGUGGCUCCAAAUGUCGAAGCAAGCCGAAUCCUUGCUGAAUGCUGCCAGCUAUCUGGUGGAGAAGCAAUGUGCACGCCUAGAGCAAAAGGAGCCCAGUAAAAUACAGGCACACAGCUGUAGGGUUGAGAACGACAUGGAUCUGGCGGAGUUGAAUGACCCAGACAUUCGGCCUAAUACGCGCGCCCUAACCAUUCUCGAGUUGAUGGAAUCGCAGCGUCCUAAGAUGCCGCUGACUAUACCCAACUUGGAGGCACAGACCAACUCGCAAAGUUGCAGCGAAGAGAAACAGAAGUAUGUCGAUUCGAUGCUUAGAAAUGGCUAUCAUAGGCUGGGCGCCAAGACACGUAAUCUGACCUGCCCCUCGACGCAGUCGGCCAAGCUGGACACACUGCUGCAGGCCCGGACUGUGCCAGAGAUACCGAAUUCCGCCAAGCGUCUGAGCAAGGUCAGCAGUUGCAAUGACACCGUCGUGGAGACGGCUCUUAAAUGCAGCUCAGGCAACUCGAGCAGCAGCAACAGCUCCUCGGACAGUUUCGAGGUUCGCGAACAACAAUCAAAGCUCGUCCGAUUGAACAGAAGAAACAUUCUGGAUUAUUACAGGCAGGAAGUGGUUAAGCCGCAGGUCAAUCAGCAGCACAUUAAGGCCACCCAGUUAAAGGAAAAUGGGAGUUCGCUCCAUCAAAUACAGGAAAUCCCAAAGGUGGUCAAUAGAAGAGACUCUGCGCAUGAGAGCAUAUCUCUGGUUUGUACCCAAGAAUUCACAAGCGAAUUCGGGCAGGAAUCUGUCAAAGAAAAAGUGGGAGGUCUCCAUAAUGAGAUGGGCGGCCUAACGCUGAAUGGGAAUCCCGCCCAGUCGGUAUCUCUCCGAGCAGCCGAGUUGCACAAACGAAAUGUAAAAGAGGAUGGACUUCUUUACCAGGAUAAACUAGACCGAAUUUACAACGAAUACCGCUUGCCAGCUAAAUCCAAGGAUGUGCCAGAGAAGUCAUCACUCGAACUGCGUCCCAUCGAGAAUCUCGUGCUGGCCCAUAGCAAUAUGCCCGUGCGGCCAAUGAGCAGCUUGUCGGACUCGCUGCUCUGCCGGGACGUACUCAUGGCCUUGGGCGACAUGGAUCUACAGACGGUGUUGCCCACGCAGCGUUAUGCCUGGCCGCAUCUGAUGAAGAGCAAUACAUUGGUGCUGGUCGAUCGCAAUGGUAGAGGUCGCUCCUGGUCUUACCUGCCCCCGUUGUGCUCUCUGGUCAUGCGCAGAAUGCGCGCGGCACCAAUUGGCCUCAAUAAGGAGCCCAGCUUGGGGCCAUUAGCCGUGUUGCUGGCGGACUCCGUGGCCAAUGCCCAGGCGCUGUUCAAUCAUUGCACCAACCUGAUGAGCUCCUACAAAACGAACAUGUUAAAGGUGGUCAACACGCAUGCCCACUGCGCGAAGGAGCUGCACAUCAGACUGCUCUAUUCCUGCGGCAUCUUGGUGACCACACCCACGCAUUUGAAGCAACUGUUGCAGCUGGACAUGCAGCUCAUCGAUCCGCGCCGUCUGAAGUACUUCGUCAUCGAUGACUACGAUCGCAUGCGCGCCUCCGCUCCCCAGUUGCUCAACGAGCUGCUGCAAAUGGUGCAGAACAUGGCCAUGACCCAGCUCCAGCUGGUGCUCAUCGCCCAGCAGUGGCAUGCACGCGUCUUUCUGGAGCUGGUCAAACGCUUUGGCGACAAUCCGCUUCUGCUUUUCGGUGACUUCCUGGAGGCAGCCGUUUACGGAAGCCUCAAACUGAACGUCGCCGUACUGCGCAGCAGCAAGAAGACACAGCAGCUACUCGACUACCUGGGUGUCCAGAAUCCCCUCAAGAGGCGCACAAUCAUUUACUGCAAACACGAAGAGGAGUUGGCAGCCUUGCGAAGCGCGCUGACUGAAGCUGGUUACGAGUGUAUUGGUCCAAACGAAGUAGCUAAUCAGCAAAUUCAUCAGCUGCUCCUGCUUACGGAUGCAGUGCAGCAAACUCAGCUGCCUGUUGGAAAUUUCGAGCUGAUGGUGCACUACAGUCUGCCGGAAUCUUGGUCAAAGUUCUCUUAUCGCUUACAUGCGGUCAGCGACAACAUUAGCAACUGUCUGGUUCCGCAGAAUUUCAAGCAGAACGUUGUCUCCUGCGUGAUGCUGGACGAGAGCAACAGCUACGAGCUGCCGCGUCUGGUGCAAUUCCUUGAAGCCCACGACAUUGAGCUGGGCGAGCACAUACUGCAAAUGGUGGCCAGCUGUCGCCAGCUGACGGAUCAGAGUCGUCAGUUCUGUCCCCAGAUGCUGAGCAGCGGCGAGUGCGGCCAGUUGUAUUGCAGCAAACGGCAUUAUCCAGUCAGUGUGGACUUUCAGCGGCAGUUUUGUGCCCUGUGGCAGCCAAAGACUGCGGUGCGCUGCAAUAUUAUCAAAGUGUACGAUCCGGUACACUUUGCCGUCAUGGCUGUCAGCUACAAGAGCAGCCACAGUGACUCCUGGCAAGAGGCGUCGAACCUGUCGACUCUGCGAAAACUGAGUACGGCUCUCUACAUGCACAUGAGCAGCGAGCAGAAUCGUCGCCCCAAGCAGUUGCUGAAAAUCGCGGAUGUCUGCGUUCUACACCGUGGAAUUAAAUAUCAGCGCGUUCGUGUCGUCGAUUUGUCCGACAAGCGGCUUGUCAUCGUUCAGCUAAUGGACGAGGGUACGGAACUGCUGCGGGUGAAGCCAGCCGAGCUGCUAGAGUGUGACGCACGCUUCACAGUGGAACCGCCCUUGGCAAUGGAUGUGAGAUUGUGUGGACUGGUGCCAGCUGUCGGUGAGGGCGAUUGGCGGCUGGAGGCCACCAAGUGGGUCAAGGAGUUACUGAGUGACCUAAGCGACAAUCAGCACUUGCAGCUAAUUGUGGAGUUUACCAUGUUGAAUGUUGUCUAUGUGAAAGAAAUUGCCGUUCUGCAGGAUUGUCCAGCAAUAAGAAUCUGCGUGAAGUCCAUGCAACUGCACGAUGAGCUGAUCAAUCGGGGCUAUGCCAAGCGAGAGCAGCAAGUCAUGGAUAACCUGCGCAAGUUGCAUGAGGAGGUGGUCGCAGAGCAACAGAAACUAAUAGAAGAGCAGGUCACCAGCUCAAAGUUGGAAGAGCAGCAGGUGCAACCGAACGGACAAAUGCAGCCUGUGAAGCUGCCGCUGGCGGAGACUGAGGAAACUGAGAGCGACGAAAAGACAAGGAAGGAGGAAAGAAUAGCCACAGAGAACAACCCACAGCUGUCAUCAAAUCCCACUUCUAAUGGCGGCAAAUUAAGUCAACUCUUUGGUGCAGUGCAAAGAUACUUGCUUCGCAAAGAGGCACAAGCACCCGAGAAGGCAAUUGAGCAAAGUGAAAAUCCAAAUGCGGCAGCCGAAGCCAAGGAAUCGAUGGGGGAAACUGUGCAGGAGGAAAAAGAGACUGCAGCAUUGGUAGAUAGCGCUGCCUUAUUUAUGGACGCGCUGCUGCAGGAUCUGCGCAGUGCUGAUGCGGCGGUGAAGGAGGCCGCACAGCACUUGAUGCAGGACAUACUUGGAGCCGAAAAUGUCACAGCCGGUGAGGCCAAUCCUUCAAAGAAAACACUUACUAAGGGGACCAGUAAUUUGUCCAGGUCAAAGCCACAGUUGACACCUGAUAAGAUGACCAGUGCGCUGUGCUGUGCCGCCAUCGCUGGCAACGCGGCGCGCCCAAAGGUGCGCUGGCACCAGACUCUCCUGCAGAUUGAGCUCAUCUUCGAACAGCAAGUGCCGCAAUACGAGCUGGUGCAUCAGGGCAAUGUGCUGUUCUACCAGGUCACCGAAACCAUACCGCCGCAGCGCUGCAUCCUGAAUUUGCUGGGCGCGGUUAAAAUAUUAUCGGAGCAGCAGCACGGUUACCAGCUGCACGUCAAGUUGGCCAAAGAUGGUCUCAAUAUGUACUGGCCCAGUCUGCUGGACUCGUUGUACCUACAGCAGCAUUGCCAUUGGCUGGUAUAUGACACGGAGCGCGCCAACAUCCCCCAGCAUAAUUUAGGCCGCAUCUAUUGGAUGCGAUAUCACCAAAAUCAUUAUGUCCAGAAGGAGCGCGAAAACGAUGGCUUCUGGUCAGCGGACGAGCAGAACGAUUCUUCGGAUGUGGAACCUGCUGGCACCGAUAGCUGCGAUGAUCUAUAGGAAAAUAAUUGACAUAUUUCUAUUCUGUAAUCAACCGAAUGUGGCUUCUAAUCAAAGGCGCAGGCGUAGUUUCAUUUCCCAUUUGUUAAACUCUGCAUUUAUGUUAUUUCUUUUAUGUAUCUGUAUUUUGACUGUUUUUCUGACUAUUGAAAA